ACAUCCAGGGGUCUGAAAGACAAAGCAUGUGUCAAUAGAGUUCCUUGUUAAGGUUUAGGGCUUCACAUGUUUCACCGACCUCAGACCUGGCUGGAAAUUAACAAGGCUUGGGAAGAAGGAUUUACCACUGACAGCGGGCACAGGGAAUGCAGAAUUUAGAGCACAAGAACAGUUGGCAGAACUGUCAAGACGAGGAUGUAACUGACUCAACAAGCUCUGAGUGGGUAAGAGAGAUUCCAGGUCACAACACCAACCCUCGGACCACCGACCCAAGAAACCCACUGACCCAAACAAAGAGAAGACUGAACAUGUGGUCUAAUUAAGAUAAGAAGCGAGGGAAUCAUUUAACACUACAAAACAAUAUUAAUGAAUUAUGUAAUAUGUAGCCAAUGGAGAUUAAUGCUUUCAUUUGCUAAAAUGUAUAAACAGUGAAAAGUUUUGAUAGUCGCUCUGCUGGCUUUGUGAAUUUGCCACCAAAACCUCUUUCAACACAGAACUCUAAAUAAAAAUACCUCGGUUCUGUGUGGGGGUCAGCCCCACCGGGUGAAAGAGCCCUUUUUGGGGCAGCACAAGGGUGGUCAGCGAAGUCAGCCACCACCUGGCACUGCCCAGAGCGCGGGGCAGGCUCCGGCCACGGUGACCCCACGGCAAUGGCCCAGCUGUCUGCAGGAGGAAACACAAGUGCUGCCUUUGAGUCACAAAACGAAAAAAGGGGAACCGAAAGGGUGGGGUUGGCCGGCCCGUCCUUCCUCCCUGCGCACCCUGCCGUCUCUCCCCGUCCCUGGCGCCGAGGCACCCGAGGCGCGGGUGGGCGCGGCGGGCCCGGCGGGCCGGAGCGGCGGCGGGCGGCACGCUCGUUCCACCCAGAGGACACAGUGAGGACGUGUCCCACCUGCCUGGCACUGCUGGCCAUGACCCCGCUGCUGUGACUCCAGCUCUCUGUCCAUCUUGCAUAUCCUGGGGGCCUCUUCAGCAGGAGAAGGAGCCAUCUGGAUGGUGGCUUGGUCUGCAGCCUGGUGUGGGAGAGGUCACAUCACAAACAACCCACACUGACCUGUCCUCACCCUUCUGCGGCUGCUCCCCCCACUGUGGGGGUCCCAGCACCCCCUGUCUGCCCCUGGGGCAAGAGGGAGAGUGCACUGAGUGAGGUCCAGCAGGUUUUGGGCUGAGUGAGCACCGUGUCAGCAUUGUCUUGCCCACAGCAAGCCGGUGAGCACAGCACGGGGGACACCAGGAGUUGACAUGGCCAGUGUCAUCCUGGAGAGCAUCUUCUUGAAGCGCUCGCAGCAGAAGAAGAAAACAUCUCCCCUCAACUUCAAGAAGCGGCUGUUCCUGCUGACAGAGAGCAAGCUGUCCUACUACGAGUAUGACUUUGAGCGGGGGCGCCGGGGCAGUAAGAAGGGCUCUGUGGACGUUGAGAAGAUCACCUGUGUGGAGACAGUGGCACCUGAAAACAACCCUCCCCCUGAACGACAGGUCCCGAGGAAAGGGGAGGAUUACAACAACAUGGAGCAGAUCUCGAUCAUCGAACGGUUCCCCUACCCCUUCCAGGUGGUCUAUGACGAAGGGCCCCUCUACAUCUUCUCCCCGACGGAGGAGCUGCGCAAGCGCUGGAUCCAUCAGCUGAAGAGCGUGAUUCGGUACAACAGCGACCUGGUCCAGAAGUACCACCCCUGCUUCUGGAUCGAUGGCCAGUACCUGUGCUGCUCCCAGACAGCCAAGAACGCCAUGGGCUGCCAGAUUCUGGAGAGCAGGAAUGGCAGUUUAAAAGUCGGGCGGUCGCAUCGCAAGACAAAGAAGCCCCUUCCCCCAACUCCUGAGGAGGACCAGAUGGUGAUGAAGCCUCUGCCCCCCGAGCCAGCCCCCAGCACAGCAGGGGAGAUGAAGAAGGUGGUGGCCCUCUACAACUACGAGCCGAUGAACGCACAGGACCUGCAGCUGCACAAGGGCGAGGAGUACUUCAUCCUGGAGGAGAGCCACCUGCCCUGGUGGAAAGCCCUGGACAAGAACGGGAGGGAAGGAUACAUCCCCAGCAACUAUGUCACUGAAACCAGAAAUUCCCUGGAGAUCUUUGAGUGGUACUCAAAGAAUAUCACUCGGAGCCAAGCAGAGCAACUGUUGAAACAGGAGGGUAAGGAAGGUGGCUUCAUUGUCCGAGAUUCCACCAGCAAGACAGGGAAAUACACUGUCUCCGUCUAUGCCAAGUCCUCUGUAGACCCCCAAGGCACGAUCCGCCACUAUGUUGUGUGCUGCACCCCCCAGAAUCAGUAUUACCUGGCAGAAAAACACCUGUUCAACAGCAUCCCAGAGCUCAUCACCUACCACCAGCACAACUCUGCAGGGCUCAUAUCCAGACUGAAGUACCCUGUGUCUCAGCACAAGAAAAGUGCUCCUUCCACAGCUGGCCUUGGCUAUGGCUCGUGGGAGAUCGACCCCAAGGAUCUGACCUUCCUGAAGGAACUGGGGACGGGGCAGUUUGGCGUGGUGAAGUACGGGAAAUGGAGAGGCCAGUACAACGUUGCCAUCAAGAUGAUCAGGGAGGGCUCCAUGUCAGAGGACGAGUUUAUUGAUGAAGCCAAAGUCAUGAUGAACCUGUCCCACGAGAAGCUGGUACAGCUCUACGGGGUCUGCACUAAGCAGCGUCCCAUCUUCAUCAUCACCGAGUACAUGGCCAACGGCUGCCUCCUGAACUUCCUGAGGGAAACACGGCAGCGCUUCCAGCCUCCCGAGCUGCUGGAGAUGUGCAAGGAUGUCUGUGAAGCUAUGGAGUACCUGGAAUCCAAGCAGUUCCUGCACAGAGACCUGGCUGCUCGAAACUGUUUGGUGAAUGACCAAGGCAUAGUGAAAGUGUCAGAUUUUGGUCUUUCCAGGUACGUGCUAGAUGAUGAGUACACAAGCUCCCUGGGGUCCAAGUUUCCAGUGCGGUGGUCUCCUCCUGAAGUGCUGCUGUACAGCAAGUUCAGCAGCAAGUCUGACGUCUGGUCCUUUGGAGUCCUGAUGUGGGAAGUUUACUCCCUGGGGAAGAUGCCUUACGAGAGGUUUAACAACAGCGAGACAACCGAGCACGUCAUCCAAGGCCUGCGCCUGUACCGGCCGCAGGCGGCCUCGGAGCGGGUCUAUGCCAUCAUGUACAGCUGCUGGCACGAGAAGCCUGAGGAGCGCCCCACCUUCACCGUGCUGCUGAGCAGCAUCCUGGACAUCGCUGACGAGGAGUGCUGACCGCGGGUACUGCCCGCUGACCCUGCCCAGCGCCGCCACUGCCCAGCGGGACACGCCGCGCGCCGGCUGGCACAGCGUCAUGGACACGGCUCGGGCGUGCAGGAGCCUGGGGGACGCCCACGGCCGUACCCAGAGCUCCACCACAUGCUCAGAGCUUCACCACUUCCCUGGAGCUCCAUCACGUGCUCAGAGCUCCAUCACCACCCCAGAACUCCAUCACAUCCCCAGAACUUCAUCGCAUCCCCGGAGCUCCAUCACCGUCUUGGAGCUCCAUCACACCCCGGAGCCUCAUCACCGCGCCGGGGCUCCAUCACACCCCGGAGCCCCAUCACCGCGCCGGGGCUCCAUCACACCCCGGAGCCCCAUCACCGCGCCGGGGCUCCAUCACCCCCCGGAGCCCCAUCACCGCGCCGGGGCUCCAUCACCCCCCGGAACGUUCCCGGUCGGGUCCGGUCCCGGACAAUAAAACCGUUCCACGGCCUCCCCGGCUGCG
Molecule: messenger RNA, 3712 nt
Organism: Pyrgilauda ruficollis (rufous-necked snowfinch)
Lineage: Eukaryota; Metazoa; Chordata; Aves; Passeriformes; Passeridae
Gene: BTK
Product: Bruton tyrosine kinase
Exons: 20
Coding region: 1243-3219 (658 amino acids)
Biological process (GO): adaptive immune response; T cell receptor signaling pathway; B cell receptor signaling pathway
Molecular function (GO): protein binding; ATP binding; non-membrane spanning protein tyrosine kinase activity
Source: RefSeq, a predicted model, not a curated record